AUGUCUGCCUGGUACGACAGUGCGAUGAUACUUUAUGUCCAGUUGGAACCAGCCUUUCCUAACUCGGGUAUCUCAGUCAAGGCUGGAGUCGAGGACUCUGAAACGCAUUACAAGACAAAGAUCGUCGAAUUCUUUUGGGAGGAAAUCAUCUACUGGAGAUCUACAAAGAAUCGCACCUGGAAGUUUGACGAUCUUCUAAAAUUCAUAUGGUAG
Pyrenophora tritici-repentis Pt-1C-BFP is the source of this 213-nucleotide messenger RNA. RefSeq lists its product as uncharacterized. The record is from RefSeq and is a predicted model, not a curated record. NCBI's taxonomy places the organism in Eukaryota, Fungi, Ascomycota, Dothideomycetes, Pleosporales, Pleosporaceae.